This is a messenger RNA of Talaromyces stipitatus ATCC 10500, 1884 nucleotides long. RefSeq names its product beta-N-acetylhexosaminidase NagA, putative. Gene Ontology annotation, biological process: glycosaminoglycan metabolic process; carbohydrate metabolic process. The transcript has 2 exons. Gene Ontology annotation, cellular component: membrane. Bases 1 to 1788 code for a protein of 595 amino acids. Gene Ontology annotation, molecular function: beta-N-acetylhexosaminidase activity. Lineage: Eukaryota; Fungi; Ascomycota; Eurotiomycetes; Eurotiales; Trichocomaceae. The record is from RefSeq and is a predicted model, not a curated record.
AUGCGUGUCAACAGCCUGGUCACAACAGUCGGCUGUCUGGCCUCUGCAGUGGCCGGAGUGGCCGUCAACCCUCUCCCCGCACCCCGGUCGAUCGCUUGGGGAACUUCAGGUCCCAUCUCGAUUCCGCAAAACGUCGCUGUAAACCUACCCAGGAAUGCCAUCGUAACCGAUGCCUGGGAACGCGCCUGGAACAGUAUCAAGCAGUUGAAAUGGGUUCCUCAAGCUACGGAAGCUCCGAUCUCUUCAUACCAACCAUUUCCGACCGCAGCACCGACGUCUUCAGCUUCGUCUGUGCCUUCGUCCUCGGCAGCUGCAGGGCUCAGCGACCUCAGUGCGGAUUUGCAGGCUGAAGUGGAUGAGUCGUAUACCUUGGUGCUCAACUCGAAUUCGUCCACUCUCGAGAUUACCGCCAACACAACCUGGGGUGCUCUCCAUGCAUUCACGACUCUGCAGCAGAUUAUUGUUUGGAAUAAUGGUCUGGUCAUCGAACAGCCCGUUCAGAUCGAGGAUUCGCCCUUGUACCCAUGGCGCGGUAUUAUGAUUGACACCGGACGGAACUUUAUCACUGUACCGAAGAUCAAGGAGCAAAUCGACGGCAUGGCCCUGUCGAAACUGAAUAUCUUGCACUGGCAUUUGGAUGAUUCGCAAUCAUGGCCCGUGGAAAUGAGCUCGUACCCGCAAAUGAUCAAAGAUGCUUAUUCGCCUUCCCAGACUUUCUCGCAUGGGGAUCUCAAGGAUGUUAUUGAAUAUGCGCGUGCUCGCGGUGUGCGUGUUGUCCCCGAAGUCGAUAUGCCAGGUCACUCUGCCGCGGGCUGGCAGCAGGUCGAUCCUAGCAUUGUCUCGUGUGCUCAUUCGUGGUGGUCAAAUGAUAACUGGCCCUAUCAUACUGCCGUGGAACCGACACCCGGUCAACUCGACCCUCUCAACAACAAGACCUAUGGUGUUGUCUCGAAGGUGUAUAAUGAGCUUUCGGGCAUCUUCACGGAUCAUUUCUUCCAUGUUGGUGGUGAUGAAUUGCAGACCAACUGCUACAACUUUAGUUCUUAUGUGCAGAACUACCUAGCCGCUGAUCCCAGCCGUACCUACAACGAUGUUACGCAGUACUGGGUUGAUCACGCAUUCCCCAUUUUCAAGAAAAUCGCCAAUCGUAAACUGCUUAUCUGGGAAGAUCUCGUCCUCAACGAUCCCCACGCACCCAACGUGCCAACAGAAGGGUUGUUGGUUCAAUCCUGGAACAACGGACUCGGCAACAUCAACAACCUGACCGAUUUAGGGUAUGAUGUCCUCGUUUCCUCGUCCGAUUUCAUGUACCUCGACUGCGGCUACGGCGGCUUCGUCACCAACGAUCCCCGAUACAACGUGCAAUCCAACCCCGACGCCGCCACAGGACUCGCAAACUUCAACUACGGUGGUAACGGCGGAAGUUGGUGCGCACCUUACAAGACAUGGCAACGUAUCUACGACUACGAUUUCACCACCAACCUCACCGAUGCUCAAGCGGCACAUAUCAAGGGCGCAGUUGCUCCCUUGUGGUCGGAACAGGUUGAUGAUACUGUGGUAUCCGGUAAAAUGUGGCCUCGCGCUGCUGCGCUUGCGGAGUUGGUGUGGUCCGGAAACAAGGAUCCGAAGACCGGCAAGAAGAGGACUACGUUGAUGACGCAGCGAAUCUUAAAUUUUAGAGAGUAUUUGGUUGCGAAUGGCGUGCAGGCUGCGCCUUUGGUGCCCAAGUAUUGUUUGCAGCAUCCUCAUUCUUGCGAUUUGUAUUACGAUCAGACUGCUGUGAAUUGAUCUACUAGAAGAUCUGCGACUUGUUGAUUCGUUUCAUGUAUAUAUCAGGCUGAUCUUUACCUUUUUUUUUUACGAUAUAACAACUUUAUUUGAUUA